UGCUCUGCGCAGGCGCGGGUGCAGGUGACCCGAGGGUCGAGCAUCAGCUGACUUCAUCUUCGCUGUGCCUCCCCGCCCCCCGACUCCGCGGCGACCCUGCUGCAGGGUCGUCCCUUCAGCGCCAGCUUCUGGAGUGCGUACUCCGUGACCCUCUUCACGGGACUGUUCGCGCCGGAGCAGCUGGCGACUGCACAGCAAAACGCGAGCAGACAUGGGAAAGUCUUUUUCUCAUUUGCCUCUGCAUUCAAAUAAAGAAGAUGCUUAUGGUGGAGUCUCAUCGACAGAAAACAUGAGGAAUGGAUUGGUUAAUAGUGAAGUCCAUAAUGAAGAUGGAAGAAGUGGAGAUGUCUCUCAGUUUCCUUAUGUGGAAUUUACAGGAAGAGAUAGUGUCACUUGCCCCACUUGUCAAGGAACAGGAAGAAUCCCUAGGGGGCAAGAAAACCAGUUGGUGGCAUUGAUUCCAUAUAGUGAUCAGAGAUUAAGGCCAAGAAGAACAAAACUGUAUGUGAUGGCUUCUGUGUUUGUCUGUCUGCUGAUUUCUGGCUUGGCUGUGUUUUUCCUUUUCCCUCGCUCUAUUGACGUGAAAUACAUUGGUGUAAAAUCAGCAUACGUCAGUUAUGAUACUGAAAAGCGUACAAUAUACUUAAAUAUUACGAACACAUUGAAUAUAACAAACAAUAACUAUUACUCAGUGGAGGUUGAAAACAUCACUGCACAAGUUCAGUUUUCAAAAACAGUUAUUGGAAAGGCACGCUUAAACAACAUAACAAAUAUUGGUCCCCUGGAUAUGAAACAGAUUGAUUACACAGUACCUACUAUCAUAGCAGAGGAAAUGAGUUAUAUGUAUGAUUUCUGUACACUGAAUUACAUCAAAGUGCAUAAUAUAGUACUCAUGAUGCAAGUCACUGUGACAACCACCUACUUUGGACACCCUGAACAGAUAUCCAAGGAGAGGUACCAGUAUGUCGACUGUGGCAGGAACACUACCUACCAGCUGGGGCAGUCCGAGUAUCUGAACGUGCUGCAGCCCCAGCAGUAAGAAUCGAAAGAGAUGCAGCUGGGGAAGAAGAAAUCCCUGUUGAUAUUUUUUAAAUGCUGAGGUACUUACUCCCUGAUAGAUCUUAAAUUGAACAAACCUAAAAUAGAGCUAAAAGUAUGUGAACUUGCAGGUUCCUGCAGCUCUUCACUCUGUGUUCAUUGUGUUUGUAACAGGAUCUCUAAUCUAAAUUUACUGAUUGGUUUUCUUCUCUCUCCACCCCCUACCCAUACUCCUCUAAGGGGGAAACUGAGACUUUCCCUGAAGGACACUAAAUAUUUAAAAUUCACAGCUCCAGUCACUACUGAAAACAUAAGUUUGGUGAUGCACACAUAAUUUGAGGAACUUUAUUUCUGAAAGCUUUUGUAGACUAUUACUGAUAGCCUGUUCUUUAUGAAACACUUUUAAGGAAUAACGUUUUUUUUUUCCCUCUUACAAGUUCCCGUUGCUACAAGGCAGUAUUUCAACUGUAUAGUAUUUUAUCUUCUAGCUAAACAUUUUUAGCUUUUCAUUUGUUGAAAUUCUACUCAGUUGCAUUUUUUGCCCAUCUUAUUUCAAGCCAGUGCUUGAAUAACACUUAUAAACCCAAAUAAUUUUUGCAAAAUUCUGUACCUAAAAAUUUUAAAGUCUCUAAAUAAUGUUUCACAUGUCUUUCCAUUUUAUAGUUUUGUGAAAUUUUUGUGUAAUCUUCAAACAAUUAAUGUACAAUAUUGUAAAUAAACUGCAUGGCUUUUAUACAGCUUUAAUAAAUAUCAAAUAAAGUGACACAGAUUCAAAAUAAAGUAAGUAGCUCAUAAAUAUAAAACAGGAAAUGGAAUUCAGAAACCUAUGGAAUGUGAAUGUUUCCAUUUACAUAUUAGAUCAGGCAUAAAGUAGAUCUGAAAUAAAUUAUUUUGAUGCUCCACUUCUUUUUAAUGUUGCUUUUCAUACUAGAAAUUGUGAAGACACUUCACAACUAUUUGGUGCCCAACUCAUCAAUUUUAUGAGUGCUUUAAGGGUGGAAAUUAUUUCUUUGGUUGAAAUUAUCCAAGAAAUAUUAUUAUUAUAUGAUGGUGGAUAUAUGAAAAUAAAACCUAUAUUAUGAUUUUAAAAAUUCAGUCACUUUGCACAUCAUAUGGAUAUCAUGCACCUAGCAGUUACAUUUUUAAAGUUUUUACCUUAGUUUGGAUUUUAUCUAAAAUUUUUUUCAAGUGUAAAUUACUGACUUAUUCACUGUGUUGUUUUAUACUUUCAAUACCAUUUACCAAUUGAGCUUUUUGCUUUUUCACUUACUAAGGUCUAAGUACCUUUUAAAGGCAUACCGCUGAAUGUAGAGGCUAAUAAGUGUGAUACCAAAAAAAGGGGGGUGGUUUCAGAUUAGUUUCUUUCUGUUCCCCAGUAACAGAAAUCAGGUUCCCCCUAACCUUCUCCCCAAAAGUGCCUAACUUAGGUCUGAAACAUAUCUAUUUAUCAGUCUGACGCUCAACUUUAAAACAUAUGCUGUAUUUAAUUAUUUAGAUUACUUAUUAAUAAAUAAUGAUCAUUUAUUUAAUAGCUGGUAGUUAUCAGUAGUUGAUAAUUAUUUAAUAAUUAUUUAUUAUGAAGUCCUCCUUCUGCCUGUAGACACUCUCUGGUCUCCCUUUUGCUUUCAUAUCAUUUUCUCCAAGUUUUCCUGAAUGAACUUCUCAAAUACAUAGGUAGAAUACUCCGCCUUUUAUUUUUAAACUACUUUGUCUUCCCUUAAUUCAUUCCUAAUUCAUUCAUUCUUGUUGUUAACUAAAUAUCACCCCUUUACAUUUAUUAUGGACUUUAUCAUCAAACCCACUCUUUCUUUUAAUUUUUUCCUUUUUUUGGACCACUGCCAUUCUUCUUGAAACUGCACACUUCUCUAGUGUAUUGACUCUAUUUGUGUUUUGUCAUUCACAUUUCAUUUUCCUUCACUAUCUUUUGACGUCUUUUAAUGAGUAUUAUGUAGAUCCUUUUUUGCCUCAAAAUUUCUACUGCAAUGACUUCAACAAUCAUCUAUAUUAGGGCUUCCAAAUCUGUUUCUACAUACUUGACUAAUCUCUCAUCUAGGUUCUCAUUUAGCUAGUGACCUGGAGACAACAGUACUUUAGUGAGUAAGUGUAAAACCAAAAAACGUUUUUGUCAUUUUUUGUUUUGUCCUCAUGUCCUGUUUCCUUGAAAAAUCACAUUUAUUUCUUCAGAAUGAUCCUUCAGAUAUGUCUUUUACAAAAAUCAGUCCUGAUUUAUUUUCUUGCUUUAUAUCUUUUCAUCUUAGAAAAUUAUAUAGGAUAAAUUAAAUGGAUUUUUCUGUUGAUUUGUGGUUCUAAUAUUCUUUUAGAAUAAAAGUAUAGUACUCUUCAUAGUAUCUAUCGAAGAGGCAGGAAAGUGAGGGAACAUUUUCUUUCUGUGACUUAGUUUGAGUGGUUUUUAUUCUUCAUUUUCUAAAUUAAAAACUUAUGCCUAUUUUCUGUGAGUUUUAAGUCAGAAAAAAAAACUAGUACUUAAAAUAAGUAAAAAAAAAAACAGUAGUAGAGGACUAAGGCUAUGACUACUUUCAGAGUAAGUACCAGAAUUAGCUUAAACCAGAACAGGCUUUGAAUUAAUGAAACUAUAGAAACACAUUCCGGUAAAUCUGAGUUACAGCCAUUUUAAAAAAAUCUGGAAAGAAUGAAUGAAGUUCAUCUUUUCUUAGGUCAUUUGUCCAGUGUAGUUUUUUACAUGGUAAUAGGAUAGAAUAAAAAUAACUUCUUCUCAAAUUACACUUUUAAUAGACUGAUCAUUCUAACCAAGUGUCAUACAGCAACAAGCCUCUGUGUGUUGAUAUUACAUAUAUACAGCACUAUGUCCGUUUCAGAGCACUUUUAUAUGUUUUUCUCAUGUGAUUUCUUACAGCCCUGUGAGUCAGGGAAGAUGGGGGGUGGGAUUCUCAUCUUCUAGAGAAGGAAGGAGAGGCAUGAAGUUGAGGGACUUGCUGAAGUUUAGUAAGUAGUUUGACGGGCCAGACCUAGUUUUUCUGUCUCCCAUGUUUGUGCUCUAUUCAAAAUAUCCGUUGGAAAGCCUGUUGAUUCAGGUUAGUAUGAUUGCAAAUUAGAAAAACUGUUCAUAUGCUUAAUAGUGACAAUCAAAAUCAUAUUGGUGGACUAUGGUUUGGAUAACUUUAAGUUGGUACCUGAAAUAUUUCAAAUGGGAAAUGAACACAAGUAAAAUAUUUUGGAACACAAUCUAUAGCUUAAUAUUUCUGUAAAAUUUAGUCCUUGGUCAUUCCAAUAAAAAUAUGACUGAUACAUCAUCAGAAACUAUUUACAAAUAAUAGAGAUUUUUGAGAUUUGAAAUACGAACUGUAUGAAAAUUAGAUACCAGAUAAAUUAUGUGAAAUUGCUAAAAUGGUCACUUUAUCAUACAUAAUAUGUAAAUGACUGGUUUUGUGUAUGAUUUUUCUAUGCCUUCUUUGUUUUUUUAGACCAAUGAGGUGAUUCUCUAAAAACUCAUGACAAGAAAAUAAAACUCACUUUAGAUCAUCUGGAUUGUAGUUUGGAAAUGAUAUAGUGCACUGUUGAAAUAUAUAAAAAGUGAUUGCCAAAACACAAUAAAAGUAAUGCAGGAGACUUCAAAUGUUAGUCUAAUGAAGACCUUAUUGUUCUUAGCCUUAUCAUUACUGCAAUAGAAUUCUGGAUAUUUCAUUGGAGGGCAUGUUUCCAACUCUCCCAUGCUAUUUUGCUUUUUUUAAACUUCUUAAAUAAUUCUUUAUAUGAUGAUUACGUCUUACUUAAGAAAAUAGUUUUUAGGUACUGGGCCCCAAAGUAAGUCACUGCUUGGUAUAGCUGGUAUUAAUGGUUCCUUCCUGUGUCACAUACCGUGUAAAUCUUGUAUGUGCUUUAUGUUACUCCUUAGAAGAGCGCUCUAAGGUAGAUCCUGUUGUUGCUUCCCAUUUCAUAUCUGAGAAAACUGAGUUUUAGGGAAAUUGAGAAAUAUGGGAACGAAUGUAAGUGGCAGAUUCUGAUUCACAUCUCUGUUUGACUCAAGCAUUCCUGCUCUUACAGUUAGUGUAUUUUCUUUCCAAUCUUUGAAAAUGUCUUAUUUAUAAAAAUACAUUGGUUGUUGCACUUAGUAUAUACAAGACCUUGAGGUGUUUGAGAGUAUGGUUGAUCCUUGAACAACAGGGAAAGUCAGGGGUGCCGUCCUCCCACCCAGCCAAUUGCAUAUAAGUACAGUGGGUCAUCUGCAUAUGGGGGCUUCCAGCCACAGAGUUGCAGAACGGUGUUGGUUUAAAUUACACUGGGCAGUUCAGGUAUAAAUUGGCCCCUGCAGUUCAAACCCGUGUUAUUCACAUAUCACCUAUUUUCAAAAAUACUGUUAGGAUAUUCCACUAUUUUGUAGAUCUUUGGUAUAAUAAUGUUUAUCAUUGAUUUUUAAAAUAUUCAUAUGUAUCUGUUAGGGGUUUUUUUUUUAAAGAUGAGCAAUUUUAAAUUUACAAAUAUAUACCAAUCUUUGAUAAGCAGUAUAAAUUGAAUUUCAAGUUAUUAGGUUGUAAGCCAAAAGUUGCUUACCAUAAUGUUAUGAUAUUUAACUCAAUGUCUGGAGGCAGGAAAUAUUUGGCUUAAAUAUAUCUAAGAAUAAUUAAUUUGACUUAUUUUGUAAAAUCAUUUUAAAUUAGAUGUUUAUCUGAAACUAUUUUAAGGAAAAAUGUGUUUGCAAAGGUAGAGUAAGAAGACUGCUAACCAUUAUUUCUUUAAAAAGUUUAUUUUUACAUGAAAACAAAAUAUAUUUAAAUGUGCUAUAAUCAAAUAUUUCACUUCUAUGUCCCAAAUCAACUUAUCUCAAAGUAAAAUUUUCACUUCUCAGCUGAAAUUUCUGAUUAGAAGUACUAAUAUUUAUGUAUUUUUGUGCUUAGAAUGUAAAUUUCACAAUGGAUUUUUGAAAUUUAUUCUUAAUUUGGAUGAAAGCAAGUGAUAUAUAUAUAUUUAUAAAGUUACUAUUGGGGAAAAAUGGUUAUUUUCAUUUUUUCAAAACUACUAAUAUGAUUGGUUAUGUUUGUAGUUCUUUUUACAUGUGUUUAGCACAGGCUCUAAAUUAAAAAAUACAUAUUAUGGUCUGUAUUGACCCUAAAAAAUAUUUCACAAAUUAAUUUAACAUACAUAUGUCAAGUUUUUCAUAGCGAAAUAUAACUCUUCUAGAAGGAAGUUGUUGCCUUCUGUUUAAUUAUAUUAAAUGAAGUGGAUUUAAGAGAAAUGUUUUCAGCAUAUUUUGUAUACUAAAAAACAAAAAGGAUUAGUAUUGGGCCAAUGGCCAAGAGUUAAUAUUACUACCAUGUAGACUGUUCGAAUUCAAAGUGUUUCUCUUUCCCCAGAAUUUUAGAAACUAGAAGUCUGGGAGAUACUGUAUCAGCUGUAUUGGGUGAUUCUAAGUACUGUUUAAGUACUCGUCAUCUUUUAACUAUUGUGGGACAUGGAACAUAUGCCAACUUGCAAAACAUGCAUAAUUGUAUUAUGUGAUGGUUUGUUUUAGGCAUAGAAUAUCAGCAAGACAUGCCUUGUAUGUUUUGCCUUAUAUUUCCAUG
This is a messenger RNA of Phyllostomus discolor (pale spear-nosed bat), 6578 nucleotides long. RefSeq names its product transmembrane protein 106B (gene TMEM106B). Gene Ontology annotation, biological process: dendrite morphogenesis; lysosomal transport; lysosome organization. Lineage: Eukaryota; Metazoa; Chordata; Mammalia; Chiroptera; Phyllostomidae. Gene Ontology annotation, cellular component: lysosomal membrane. The transcript has 8 exons. The coding region runs from base 212 to 1039 and encodes 275 amino acids. The record is from RefSeq and is a predicted model, not a curated record.